CGUGUCCCCGUGUCUCUCUCUCCUCCCGUGUCUCUCCCCGUGUCUCUCUCCUCGUGUCUCUCUCCCCGUGUCUCUCUCCCGAUAUGUCUCCGCUGUCUCCGCUGCUGGUGGUGGUGGUUCUCAAUCUGGCUCACGUAACGUACGGUCUGUACGGCAACCGGCUGAACGCCUUCGUCCGCCACUUUGAGGCCCUCCGGUACGACGCCGAGGAUCUGCGUGAGCAGCACGAGAGAGCCAGACGCUCAGGCGGAGGCGCUCACCAGCCACUCACACUCAGCUUCCAUGCCCUGGGGAGACAUUUCUCUCUGCGUCUCGUCCGCGAUGUGUCUCUCUUCACCGAAGACUUCUCCGUGCAGGAGGGAGCCAGGGAGCCCCAAGCCUACAGCCCCUCGCACAUUUACACGGGGAACAUUCAUGGAGAGGAAGGUUCACUGGUUCAUGCCUCCAUCAACGGCGGCCUCAUUGAAGGUUUCAUUCUGACGAGAGGAUCUGGAACUUUCUACCUGGACCAUGCCGUCAGACACCGCCCAUACUCAGCUGCUGGGGGCUCAGUCAUCUACCACGAGGACGACUUGCACUACCCACACCCGUACGGGUCUCUGGGUGGGUGUGCUAACCACAGCGUCUUCCACAGGAUGCACAGCCGACAGCAACAGCACGCAGUGAAGGAAGUCACCAAUGCCUCGGGCCACUACAACCACAGUCGCCUGCGUAGGGCGCUGGGUCCGGAACAGAAGACUUGCCUCCUCUUUAUCCAGACGGACCACCUCUUCACACAGCACUACGGAUCUCGUGACAACGUCCUCGCCCAGAUCGCUGGCCACGUGAAGGCUUUGGAUGCCAUCUACCAGAACACAAACUUCCACGGCAUUCGUGGAAUCAACUUCAUGGUGAAGAGAGUCAGGGUGAACGGCACGGAGGAGGCACGUGACCCCACCAACCCCUUCCGCUUCCCCAACAUCGGCGUGGAGAAGUUCCUGGAGCUGAGCUCAGAGCAGAACCAUGACGAGUUUUGUCUGGCCUACGUAUUCACCGACCGGGACUUCGACGACGGAGUCCUGGGCCUCGCCUGGGUCGCCGCUCCCUCCGGCAGCUCGGGAGGAAUCUGCGAGCGUCACCGCCUCUACUCGGACGGCCGUCGAAAGUCUCUGAACACGGGAAUCAUCACAGUGCAGAACUACGGCUCAUCAGUGCCACCCAAAGUCUCCCACAUCACGUUCGCUCACGAGGUGGGACACAACUUCGGAUCCCCGGUGAGUAUCUACCCCCCCACUACUACCACCCACUACUACCACCCACUACUACCACCCACUACUACCACCCACUACUACUAGUACCACCCACCCACU
This is a messenger RNA of Petromyzon marinus (sea lamprey), 1349 nucleotides long. Lineage: Eukaryota; Metazoa; Chordata; Hyperoartia; Petromyzontiformes; Petromyzontidae. The record is from RefSeq and is a predicted model, not a curated record.